CGGACACCCGCCGCUAAGCCCGCUUUGGCGGCAGGAGCCAACCCUAGCCGCACAGCGCGAAAGACUCUGAUUAGGAAGCUGCUACUGGCUGGUAAGCGAGUCUGUGGGCAACACCGAAUUUCGCGAUCCAGCAAGUCGAGCGUGAACUUGUGCGUUUCGGACGACUUCGACAACCCCGACCUUUCGACAAAUAAUUUCCACCACCGUCCUCCCGGAAUCUGUCGACCGAAGCCUUCGCCAUGGCCGAUAUCGAUGUCAAGAUCGCUCAAUGGAAGCUCGUUGAGGUUGGCCGCGUGGUUCUGAUCCGCCGCGGGCCCUUCACCGGCAAGCUCGCCGUCAUCGUCGAGAUUGUCGACCACAAGCGUGUCUUGGUCGACGGUCCUUCCACCGAGGAGAACAAGAUUGUUCCCCGUCACGUCCUUCCCCUCUCCCACGCCACCCUCACUCACUUCGUCAUCCCCAAGCUCCCCCGUGCCGCCGGAACCGGCCCCGUUAAGAAGCUUUGGGAGAAGAACGAGAUCGAUGGCAAGUGGGCCAAGAGCGGCAUCGCCCAGAAGACCGAGAUCAACAACCGACGGAAGAACCUGACCGACUUCGAGCGCUUCAAGGUCCUCAGACUCAGGAAGCAGGCUCGCUUCGAGGUCCAGAAGGCUCACGCUAAGAUCAGGGCGGCUGCUCCUAAGGCAUAGACGGUUAAUGAGGCUCGGUGCAUAGAGUGAAGGGGUAUCUGGGACGGUUUUCACAUUGCUGAGGGUUUUAUUCCAGCAAAAAUUCGCUGUAUGCAUUAUCAUUGACAGCUCAAAAAUGACUUAAGAACACUUGAUAUCCUGACAAGCAGUUGGUUCCCGUAACGUUAUGUCAUUGGCAUUUGCUGGAUCUGUUCUUCUACAUCUGUGGGCCUAGGUACCUCUGCGGGCGACAACAAUUGCCCAAUAAUGCUAGUUCCUGACUAGUGAAUGAACAUAUUAAAAACUCAAUUAUCGAAACAUCUAGAAAAGCGUAAUCGCGCAAUGUAGCACUAUGGUAGUUUGUAUGGUGUAAUGA
Aspergillus calidoustus is the source of this 1044-nucleotide messenger RNA. The record is from the annotation of a GenBank genome assembly. Lineage: Eukaryota; Fungi; Ascomycota; Eurotiomycetes; Eurotiales; Aspergillaceae.